Brachypodium distachyon (stiff brome) is the source of this 3159-nucleotide messenger RNA. RefSeq names its product protein FAR1-RELATED SEQUENCE 5. Gene Ontology annotation, biological process: regulation of DNA-templated transcription. The transcript is spliced from 5 exons. Lineage: Eukaryota; Viridiplantae; Streptophyta; Magnoliopsida; Poales; Poaceae. The coding region runs from base 392 to 2863 and encodes 823 amino acids. Gene Ontology annotation, molecular function: zinc ion binding. The record is from RefSeq and is a predicted model, not a curated record.
UUGCAUCGCAGCCAUUCCAUUGCCGACCCAGUGACCCACGCACGCGCCGUCCUCGCCGAACCUCCUGCGCCGGUCGUCACCGCCGCCUCCUCGCCGCCGCUGAGAGUGCUUCGCCCACCGCUGUCCCCUCCGCCCAUACCCACGCCCCGCGAGCGGCAGCGGUGGCGCCCGCUUUCACCCACGCUCGCCGCCUGCCUCCCCAGCGCAGGGCGCUGCCUUUCCCCGCGCGGAGGCAAGGCGACCUCCCCGGCCGGUGCCAGUCUCCCUCGCGUGACGUCGCCGUCUUUCUGAGUCCAGAGGAUAACCCCUCCCCGCCGCCUUACUCCCCCCAUCAGCGACGGGCCCUCGCCGACGGCCGGAGUCACGACUCCUUAACCCUGCCGCCACAGAUAUGGAAGGUGCUUCCAACGCUAUUGAGGUCGAUGCGGAUGUGAUCUGUCUCGACAACGUGGAUGACAACGUGCAAGAAGCUCAGGAGAAUGGAGAGGUGCAAAUGAUCUGUGAUGCUGAAAAUGAGGGUCAAGUAGCUUUUGACAGCCAAGAACAGGGACAGGAUGAACAUUUUGUGAGGGAUGAAGAAGACCAGGAAAACAAUUCUGUUACUCCAAACCAUGAGGAGUUUACUGAAGAACUGCGGACGAAAGUUGUGUACAGUGAGGAACAUGCUUACAUGUUGUACUGUGACUAUGGGCACCGUAUGGGCUUUAGUGUGCGGAAGGGAAAGCAGUACUACUUUACAGGGACCAAAAUUAUUCGCACGAAAGACUAUUACUGCUCAAAGGAAGGUUUAAAGGAUGAUGAGCAGCUUACCGAGGCAAACUUUAAUAAGCCAGAGACCAGAACUAAUUGCAAAGCGAUGGUCCGUUUUAGAGUUGACAAUGAAGGUCAGUGGCGAGUCAUUCAGAUAAUUCCUGAACAUAAUCAUGAGUUGGUUACGCCUGGAGAUAUACACUUACUGAGAUCAGUAAGGACCCGUUCGAUUCCAAAACCCAGGGCGCUGAAUGCAAUGGUGAAUGCCGAAAUGCAAGCAAUGAAUGACAGUUUGCAUGUGAAUGACGAUGGUACUGAAUGCCAUAGUCAGCUUAGUAUCCAAAGUUACACACUGUUUGAAUCAGAGGACGCCCAGGCACUUGUAGGCUAUUUUAGGCGUAAAACGAUUGAACAAGGUAUGUUCUAUUGGGACGUGCAAGUCGACCAAGAAGGCCAAAUGACUAAUUUCUUUUGGAGGGAUGGUAGAAGCCGUGUUGACUAUGACUGUUUUGGAGAUGUUGUGGUAUUUGACACGGUAUUUCGUACCAACAAGUACAAUAUGGUAUGUGCUCCAUUUGUUGGUAUUAACCACCACAUGCAAAAUGUUAUGUUUGGCUGUGCAUUUAUGUUAGAUGAGUCGCUGACGUCCUAUGAGUGGUUAUUUAAGUCAUUCUUGGACUCAAUGGGUGGUAAUCCGCCUAAAACAAUCCUUACUGAUCAGAAUGACACUAUCUCUAACGCAAUUGAAGUUAUUUUCCCAGAGACUCACCAUUGUUUUUGUUCAUGGCAUAUUGAAAAGAAUCUGCAGUCCUAUUUGGAUACUCUAAAUGCUUCCGGGACAUUUUAUAGCAUGUUCAUGAAGUGCAUGAAAGAUUGUGAAUCAGAAGCAGAGUUUGAGGAAACAUGGGCCAUGAUGCUUCAUGAGAAUAAUUUGCAGGGUGACCAGUGGCUCACUGAUCAAUUUGAGCAGAGGCAUAAAUGGUGCACAGCUCUUCUCAUGGAUACAUUUGAUGGUGGUAUUAAAUCACUGGAUAGGAGUUUGAGUUCACACAGUGUGCUGAGCAGCAUUGCUGAUGAAUCAAUUUCACCCACUAAUUUUGUUCUUGAGUUUGAUAAACUGGUUGGGAGUUGGCGUACAAAUGAAUCUCUAGAGGAUAUUCAGUGCAACCAGUCUCCCCCAGAGUAUACAGUUAAGCACAACAGUGUUUUGCAGCACGCUGCUGAAGUUUACACACAUAAAGUCUACAAGUCUCUUGAAACAGAGUUUCUAGAUGGAUACACCGACACUUCUUAUUCUUAUCAGGAAAUGCGAUGCAGCGAAACAUUGUAUAGGUUUGAGUUCAUUUCGCAAAGUGGCCCGAAAGUUUGGAUAGUUUCCCUUGACACCUCUACCAUGGAAUUGAACUGUAGUUGCAAAAAAUUUGAGACGAUGGGCAUACAAUGUCGACAUGCAGUAAAUGCACUCAGUAUCAAGAAUCUUGAUAAAAUUCCUGAAAGAUAUGUUUUAAAACGGUGGACAAAAUAUGUUAGAAAAGGAACUUAUUUAUUUCCAACUGACGAGUUUCCAGAACAAGAUUGCGCGGCAGCUCAGCUUGCAUAUCGUAACAGAGCUAUGCUGUUUGUUUAUGAUCUGUUAAUGAAGAGCAAAGGUCAUCAGGAUACAAGAAAACUUAUUGUUGAUGUGCUUGAAAAUGGAGAAAGGUCAUUAGAAAGUGUAUGUGAACUCAAAAGGAUGCAUAUGCACCCCUCAGGAAAGGACAAAGAUGGAAGUAAGGCUGACAAGAGGAAGAAAAAACUAACUAAGCAGGAUAAAAGUUCAAGAAAUGUUAAACAAGCAGUCUUGCCUCAACCAGACCACUCGGUUUUUAUUGACCAGCCAAAUCAAAAUGAAUAUUUUGCAACAGAAGAUAUUGCAACAAACUCAUCUAUCGGUAGACCUUUCUUCUACCAGGAAUAUCCUGCAACUAGUAGUGUUUCAACAAGUCAGAUUCAGGGUCAUGCAACUAUGCAUUCUGUGUCUCAGUGUGCACCAGCACCACAACCACAGGAAUUUCCAGCAUACAGCGCGGUCAAUCAUCCUCCAUCGACAUUCGGUGGUGGAAGAGAUUUCUGAAGAAUGCAGACCGCUGAUUUGUGAAUACCCGUGGAGUUCAUAUUUGUUCAUCUGAUUGUUGUAUGUGCAUGGUGUAUUGAAACCUAGGCUGUAGGUCCCCUUUUUCCUGUACGAGUUUUCUAAUUGAUGUACCGGAUGUAAAUAUGUCGUCCAACUGUAUGGGAUGGAAGUACCGUGCCGUAGAAAAUUAGACGAGUUAAUAUGUUGUAUUUUUACUCGCAUGUAAAGGAACAUGGGGGGAAAACCCUGGAAUUUUUUGUGAGUAGUUUCCUGUGUGCUAAUUUUUCAAAUGGUAA